This is a messenger RNA of Hibiscus syriacus, 1687 nucleotides long. Its product is annotated as putative RING-type E3 ubiquitin transferase C3H69. Lineage: Eukaryota; Viridiplantae; Streptophyta; Magnoliopsida; Malvales; Malvaceae. The transcript has 8 exons. Gene Ontology annotation, molecular function: metal ion binding; ubiquitin protein ligase activity. Bases 78 to 1136 code for a protein of 352 amino acids. Gene Ontology annotation, biological process: protein polyubiquitination. The record is from RefSeq and is a predicted model, not a curated record.
UCCCACCCUUAACCCCCCAAACUUCCCUUCUUAUAAUUUUGAUUUGAAAGCUUUCUCUCAAUCAAUCGCCAUUCUCCAUGCCUAAGAGAGUUCUUUGCAAGUUCUUUGCUCAUGGAGCAUGCCUCAAAGGGGACCAUUGUGAAUUUUCUCAUCAUUGGAAGCAUCCUCCGAAUAAUAUAUGCACAUACUAUCAGAAAGGAAACUGCUUUUAUGGUAGUCGGUGCAGAUAUGAACACGUCAAGGCUUCACAAUCAGAUCCGUCGGCUUCAUCUUCGUCCACAGCACCUGAUUCUGUACCUUUACCUCCUUCAAAAACUGCAUCUGUUGGGUCGGUUGUAUCUUUAGCUGCUUCCACCAAGUUUCCUGAUUCCAGUAGAGAUUUCGUUGCUCCACAAGAAGGGAAUUUGGAAUCUGUGCCUCGGGAUCUAUCGGAUAACUGUGAACCUGUUGAGCCUAGGAGCAAUAAUCCUGUUGAACGUUCUAUCUGCUCAUUUGCCGCAGCUGGUAAUUGCCCCCUUGGAGAAAAAUGUCCUCAUAUUCAUGGAGACUUGUGUUCCACCUGUGAAAAGCAUUGUUUGCAUCCUUUUAGACCUGAACAAAGGGAGGAACAUAUGAAAAUGUGCAAGAAGAAGCAAAAAUAUCUUAAUGCAUUGAAACUUAGUCAAGAAAUAGAAUGUUGUGUGUGCCUGGAUCGUAUUCUCUCAAAGCCCACAGCAGCUGAGCGUAAGUUUGGAAUUCUUUCGGAAUGUGAUCAUCCAUUCUGCAUAACAUGCAUUAGAAAUUGGCGUAGCAGUUCUCCUUCCUCUGGAAUGGAUGUCAAUACUGCCUUGAGGGCUUGCCCAAUCUGCCGCAGGCUAUCAUAUUUCGUCAUUCCAAGUGUCAUUUGGUAUUGGACUAUGGACGAAAAACAGCGAAUUGUUGAUGGCUACAAGGCAAAAUUGAGGUCAAUAAAUUGCAAGCACUUUAACUUUGGAAAUGGGAACUGUCCUUUUGGGAAUAGUUGUUUUUACAAGCAUGCAUAUCGAGAUGGUCAAUUGGAGGAAGUGGCUUUAUGUCAUCUUGGAGUUGAAGAUGGGCAGACCAUCAUAACUAAAAAUAUUAGGUUGUCCGACUUUCAUAGUGACUAUGGACAUUAGGUGAAUGUUCGCAACAUUUACUAGAGUGUGAGUAACUCCGAUAUCUAAAUAAUGCAAGGACCUAUAUGCAGCUUUGAUGAAAAAAGUUAUUUCUUCAGUUUUUACUGUUGCUCUCCACAUCAAAAGGAUUGUUGAUAAGAGAAAUCAAGCUUGGAAUCAUGGGGGUGUGCGGGGCUAUGCAAUAUAAAGUGCAAUCUUCUGUUAUAAUGAUGGAUGGAUAAAUAUAAAUAUAAUGUUGAAAGCAAGUAAUGGGAAUGGGAUGUAUUUAGUAGCCAUUGGUGAUUAAUUUGAGUAAUGGAUGUGAGUGGCAGUGAAAAAUGCUGCAUGCUUCCCUUAAUCAAGUGGGACGCUUGGAGCUGUAUCUUGUGGCUCUCGUCUUUCUGGCAGAGCUAUAGAGAGAUGAGAAGUGAAAAAUGGAGCAGCAGAAGCAGUGUUGUAUGUUGAAAUAUUCAGGGUUCCCAUGCUUUGAUCCUGUAUUUGUAAUGUGCUGAAUAUUGUGUACACAUUGGCUUUUGGAUAUGAAUACAUACAAGCUCCCAAUACCUUAUACU